AUUUCUGGCCGACAGAGAGCGCCACCAUUUUUGGCGCGCGCACGUACCGUGAUCGACGUAUUUAUUUCUUAUGGAUAAACGAUUUAUAUUUGAAACGUAUGCGUUAUGGAGGGUUUAACAAGUUCAUCGUCAUAUUGGAAUUAGCUUUCAACGUAAUAAUAUCGAAUGAUCGAUCUCUCUUAUUGGUCAUGUUAAUUCUAUUGGUCAUCAAACAGGAUUCUCACGUCGUGAUAUCAUCUCGUCUAGCAAGUUUUUGAUCGUUGUAAACUUUUAACGACUACAACGACGAAAGAGAAGAUUCAACUACGCGUAUGCACACACGUAAUACACAUGAACGAACAAACAUAUAUAUAUACACGCACGCAAGACGCAUCAUACAUCCAUAUACAAUACGCACGCACAGCUGGAAAUUCAAGUCUCCUUAAGGAUAGGCAACCCAAUCGGCGUGCAGGUCGUGAAGGAUAACGAGACACAUAGGUGAAGAACAAUGUCACAGGUGCGUAGAAUCGUUCCGUUAAUGAAAAUCACCGAGAUCGAAGAGAAUUCUCCGCAAAAGGUUCAGGAUACAUCGCUGGAAAUAGUCUCGCCGGUAUCAAGCAUGAUUCGUGAUUUCGAUAAGUCUACGAUAUCGUUAAAAGAAUGUAUGGAAAGUGAUACGAACAAUUCAGAGCUGCGUUUAGAUUUGUCCAAGGUAAUCUCGCCGAAUGUGGGAAAAGAACAAAGUCUCUUCAAGAAUGUAUUUAGAAUUAGAAGUACGCCAGAAAAAGAGGUAGCUCCUAAACCAAAAGCACGAAGAUUAGUGGGCAUGGCGGCACGAAGAUUCGUCGGUCUUGAAACCUUCUCGCCAUCUACCAACAAAGAAAAUGGCACAGUUAAUCGUAACAUCAACUCUAGUCCGCAGAAAAUAAAUGGAAGCAAACGGUCACGCUUCCCUCUCGAAGAUUGCGACUCGAACAACCAGGAUAACAGCUAUGGAGUUAAUUUGCACGAAAGAGAUACACGUACUGGAUUUCAAUUUGCGGAACCUCUUGGCGUGCCACCAAGACGUAUAAACGUCGCAGAAGCUCGAAGUCCCAUACAAUCACCUAUAAGAUCAUCGCCUCGUGAAUUAUUAACGGAUCCGAUGAUCUUCCGUAGUUUGUCAUCGGGAUACGAGAGUAUGGAUGACGAUUUAAACGAUCUUAUGGAUUUGGACGCUUUGGACGAAGCAACGCAUUUACCAAAUGGCCUUACGAGUUUAUUAUCCGGUAGUAUAGUUGGAUCAGAAAUAAUGGAAUAUGCUAUAAUAACAACACCGGAGUAUCCUCGUACAAAAGUGAAACGUUCAUUUCGACGUUCUAUGUCAUUACAAAACGACCGAAAUAAUCCGCAGUCGUCCGUAUCGAAAGUACGUUCCUGUCUAUUUCGUUCGCCCUCGACAACCUGUUCAACUCGUAAACUAACAUUCGACGACAAUACACAAACGCGUAAUCCAUCUUAUCCGAAUGUGGACUCACCGCCGGAAACGAGAUCGUUUAAAAGACCAGAUCCACCAGCCGAACAUAGUCCUCGAUUAGUCAAGAGGUCUAGGAUAUCGGUUGACUUCCAACAUAUACCGGAGGACGUUGAAUUGGAGAUAUCGUCCAAACAGACAACUUACGUAACGGAGAUCGAAACGAAGCUAGUCAAAAAAUCAAUCAAGUCAAAUUGUUUGGAGAAUAUGCCAGAAAGUGUAGAAACGUGUGAGCCUAUUAAGGAAACCUUGGAGAAUGUUUUUGGCGAUAGUAAAACACAUGCCAUGAUCAAAUCGGCGAUACACCGUAGCGUAACCGACGCCGAUCUUACAGGUGACUUUAGUAAACCUUGCAUUUUACCUCUUGCCGAGGGUCGACACGAUGAUCUUAAAUCAAUCUCCGUUGAUACCUUGGCAGCAUUGAUGCGUGGUGAUUUUGAAGAGUACAUUGAUUCCUUCAUUAUCGUCGAUUGCCGAUAUCCUUACGAAUACGAAGGUGGACACAUCCAAGGUGCACUCAAUCUUUACAGCAAGGAAUUGAUCGAACAACAUUUAAUCGAUCCAUUGACCAACGUACCGGAGAUACAGCCCAAUUCGUGCAAACGUCGCAUUCUCGUCUUCCAUUGUGAAUUCUCUUGGGAACGUGGACCAAAUCUUUCCCGUUUUCUACGUAAUAUAGAUCGUCAACGUAACAAGGAACAUUAUCCCGCCCUUCAUUAUCCGGAAGUUUAUCUACUACACGGAGGUUAUGAACAGUUCUAUAAGGAACAAAGAAACCUUUGCUCGCCACAAGGCUACAAACCAAUGUCGGAUCCGAAUCACGAGGCCGAUCUCAAACAAUUCCGUGUUAAGAGCAAAAGUUGGCAAUCUGAAAAACCUGUAAGCAGAGUUAGUGGACUCAUGGUUAGAACGAAUAUCAAGCGUUUAGGUUUUUGAGAUAUUCUUUUUUCUUCUUCUUCUUCUUCUUCUUCUCCUUCUUCUUCUCCUUCUUCUCCUUCUUCUUCUCUAACCUUCCUUCCUUGAAUCUCUUCGUGUUCUUUUGUCAAGAUUACUUGGAUGCACUAAGGUGACUUCGACACUAUAUUGCAAACAAAGAUCUAUAUUCUCUUCUUUAUUUUUCUAUUCUUCUAUUUUAUUUAACUUUCUUUUCUUUUCUUUUCUUUUUUUUGUUUUUUUAUUUUUCACACAUCGGGAUUGAACGCGGCGCGAGUUUCGUUUCUUGUUUCUUUUUCUUUUUUCUUCUUCUUCUUUACGCCUUCUUUCUCCGCAUAUUAUGCAAUCGCGCGUUCAAAGUGCAAGAGGAGCAAGGAAUCGAGUUUUCCUUGCUCGCGAAACUAUAUGUGAGUCCUGUGAAUCGUCAAGUGUCUAAUUCGAGAUUAUAAUAUCUUAUAGAGACUCUUCGCGAAGAGUUCCUUUUUCUUCUGUUUUUUUCCUCCCCCUUUUUUCUUUUUUUUUCUUUUCCUUUUCUUUUUUUUUCUGUAUAUAUGUUCUUCCGUACAAGUUAGAUUUAGAUUAUACAUAAACGAGAGAUAACCAUCGAAAAGAGAGAGAGAGAGAGAGAGAGAGAGAGAGAGAAAAGAAAAAAAAGAUAAUAA
Molecule: messenger RNA, 3087 nt
Organism: Vespa mandarinia (Asian giant hornet)
Lineage: Eukaryota; Metazoa; Arthropoda; Insecta; Hymenoptera; Vespidae
Product: M-phase inducer phosphatase
Biological process (GO): protein dephosphorylation; G2/M transition of mitotic cell cycle; positive regulation of G2/M transition of mitotic cell cycle
Cellular component (GO): cytoplasm; nucleus
Molecular function (GO): protein tyrosine phosphatase activity
Source: RefSeq, a predicted model, not a curated record